Cricetulus griseus (Chinese hamster) is the source of this 2354-nucleotide messenger RNA. NCBI's taxonomy places the organism in Eukaryota, Metazoa, Chordata, Mammalia, Rodentia, Cricetidae. The record is from RefSeq and is a predicted model, not a curated record.
CAGCCACGCCGCGUACACGCCCCUUCCUUGCUUCCCAAGCUGCAUCAGGCCUUUGUGUUUCACUUCCGGCCAGUAGCUCUUUUCUUCCGCUUCUCUAUGGUCGUGAUCCGGAAGUGGCUGCCUGGCUGGAAGGCGUGAGGACCAUUGUGUUCUCUGACCUGGAAGAGCAACAAUGUCAUCAGAAUCCAGCAAAAAACGGAAACCCAAAGUGAUCCGAAGUGAUGGAACCCCAAGCGAAGGGAAACGAAAUCGAUCUGACACUGAGCAGGAAGGCAAAUACUACAGUGAGGAGGCUGAGGUUGACCUGCGGGACCCUGGCAGAGACUAUGAAUUGUACAAGUAUACUUGCCAGGAGCUACAAAGGUUAAUGGCCGAGAUCCAGGACCUGAAGAGCAAGGGCAGCAAGGAUGUGGCUAUUGAAAUUGAAGAACGAAGGAUCCAGAGCUGUGUGCAUUUCAUGACUCUAAAGAAGCUUAACCGAUUAGCCCACAUCAGGUUAAAGAAAGGAAGAGAUCAGACCCAUGAGGCCAAGCAGAAAGUUGAUGCCUACCACCUGCAGCUUCAGAACCUGCUCUACGAAGUGAUGCACCUGCAGAAGGAGAUCACCAAAUGUCUAGAGUUCAAGUCCAAGCAUGAAGAAAUUGAUCUGGUCAGUUUAGAGGAAUUUUAUUCAGAGGCUCCACCAAACAUCAGCAAGGCUGAAAUCACCAUGGGAGACCCUCACCAACAGACCUUGGCACGUUUGGACUGGGAGCUGGAGCAGCGGAAAAGGCUGGCCGAGAAGUACCGAGAAUGUCUGUCCAACAAGGAGAAGAUCCUGAAGGAGAUUGAGGUGAAGAAGGAGUAUCUGAGCAGCCUCCAGCCUCGACUCAACAGCAUCAUGCAGGCGUCCCUCCCAGUGCAAGAAUACCUGUUCAUGCCAUUUGACCAGGCACACAAGCAGUAUGAGACUGCCAGGCAUCUGCCACCUCCCCUCUAUGUGCUGUUUGUGCAGGCCACUGCAUAUGGGCAGGCCUGUGAUAAGACGUUGUCUGUGGCAAUUGAAGGCAGUGUGGAUGAAGCCAAAGCUCUCUUCAAGCCCCCUGAGGACUCUCAAGAUGAUGAGAGCGACUCCGAUGCUGAGGAGGAGCAGACCACGAAACGGCGUCGACCCACACUUGGGGUUCAGUUGGAUGACAAGCGCAAAGAGAUGCUGAAAAGGCACCCACUGUCUGUCUUACUUGAUCUGAAGUGCAAAGACAACAGUGUGCUUCAUCUGACUUUCUACUAUCUCAUGAACCUCAACAUCAUGACAGUGAAAGCCAAAGUGACAACCGCGGUAGAGCUGAUCACCCCCAUCAGUGCAGGAGACUUGCUGUCUCCUGACUCGGUCCUGAGCUGCUUGUAUCCUGGAGACCAUGGAAAGAAAACUCCAAAUCCAGCCAAUCAGUAUCAGUUUGAUAAAGUUGGCAUCCUGACUCUGAGAGACUAUGUACUUGAGUUAGGUCAUCCCUACUUGUGGGUACAGAAGCUGGGUGGCCUCCACUUCCCCAAAGAGCAGCCCCAGCACACAGUGAUAGCAGACCACUCACAGAGUGCCAGCCACAUGGAGACCACCAUGAAACUGCUGAAGACCAGGGUACAGUCUCGCCUGGCUCUCCACAAACAGUUCGCAUCUCUAGAACACGGCAUUGUGCCAGUUACCAGUGACUGCCAGUACCUCUUCCCUGCCAAGGUUGUUUCUCGCCUGGUAAAGUGGGUAAUAAUUGCCCAUGAAGAUUACAUGGAGCUGCAUUUCACUAAGGACAUAGUAGAGGCUGGACUGGCUGGGGACACCAAUCUCUACUACCUGGCGCUUAUUGAAAGGGGGACAGCUAAACUUCAGGCUGCUGUGGUAUUGAACCCGGGCUACUCCUCCAUCCCACCCAUUUUCCGACUCUGUCUAAACUGGAAAGGGGAGAAAACCAACAGCAAUGAUGACAAUAUUCGGGCUAUGGAGAGUGAAGUCAACGUGUGCUAUAAGGAACUGUGUGGCCCUCGGCCCAGCCACCAACUCUUGACCAACCAGCUGCAGAGGCUGUGUGUGCUGCUGGAUGUCUACCUGGAGACGGAGAGCCAUGAUGACAGUGUAGAGGGCCCCAAGGAAUUUCCCCAGGAGAAGAUGUGCCUGCGGCUUUUUAGGGGUCCAAGUAGGAUGAAGCCAUUUAAAUAUAACCAUCCUCAAGGAUUCUUCAGCCACCGAUGAUGUCCCUUUCUACCUCUCAUUCCCCAAAGCCCAACCCUGGGUCCUGUGUCUCUGCUCUUUGCUCUGGCCACAUGUAAUUCUUGAUAUUUUCCAAAAACACCAGCUGAUUAAAAUGUUACCUGGCCAAAUA